AUGCCGGUGGCUGCUUCCGCUAUCUACUUUCUAAAUCUCCGUGGCGAUGUACUCAUCAAUCGCACAUACCGCGAUGACGUCGGGGGAAACAUGGUGGAUGCAUUUCGGACGCAUAUAAUGCAGACAAAGGAGUUAGGGAAUUGUCCUGUGCGUCAGAUUGGUGGCUGCUCCUUUGUCUAUAUGCGAAUCAGCAACGUCUACAUCGUCAUUGUUGUCAGUAGCAAUGCUAAUGUAGCUUGUGGAUUCAAAUUCGUUGUUGAGGCUGUUGCUUUGUUCAAAUCAUACUUUGGUGGAGCUUUUGAUGAAGACGCUAUAAGAAAUAACUUUGUUCUGAUUUAUGAAUUGUUGGAUGAGAUCAUGGACUUUGGCUACCCACAAAAUCUCUCCCCUGAAAUUUUGAAACUUUAUAUCACUCAGGAAGGUGUACGGUCACCGUUUUCAUCAAAGCCAAAAGACAAGCCUGUUCCAAAUGCAACAUUACAAGUUACGGGUGCUGUUGGCUGGAGAAGAGAGGGCCUUGCUUAUAAAAAGAAUGAGGUGUUUCUGGAUAUUGUGGAAAGUGUAAACCUUCUUAUGUCCUCUAAAGGCAAUGUUCUCCGGUGUGAUGUGACGGGGAAAGUCUUAAUGAAAUGUUUCCUUUCGGGAAUGCCUGAUUUGAAGUUGGGGUACCGAAUAACAGAGGGUGUGAAUCUACCUUUCCGCGUACUACCAACAAUCAAAGAACUUGGUCGUACACGCAUGGAAGUGAAUGUCAAGGUCAAAAGUGUGUUUGGUGCUAAAAUGUUUGCCCUUGGGGUCGUAGUUAAAAUUCCUGUGCCAAAACAAACAGCAAAGACAAAUUUCCAAGUGACAACUGGUCGCGCUAAGUACAAUCCAUCUAUCGAUUGCUUGGUGCCAAUGUUCACAGCAUCUGGUUUGCGAGUUCGCUUUCUCAAGGUAUGGGAGAAGAGUGGUUACAACACGGUCGAGUGGGUUCGAUACAUAACGAAAGCUGGAUCUUAUGAGAUCAGAUGCUGA
Molecule: messenger RNA, 1017 nt
Organism: Thlaspi arvense
Lineage: Eukaryota; Viridiplantae; Streptophyta; Magnoliopsida; Brassicales; Brassicaceae
Source: the annotation of a GenBank genome assembly